UUUCCUUCAUUGAUUUCAGGUGUGGCCGUGCAGCAGGCAGCAGGGCAGGUGAGUCUGCAGGCUGGAGGGAGAAAGGAGCUUGCAUCUCACACCAGCAGCAGCCGUGGACACCAGCUGCUUCUCACCCACAGCUGACUGCAGUCUGAACACUCUGGCUUGGAAAUGGCUAGCAGAAUCACUUGUGCCAAAGUGUUACGGUUCAUCCGGAGCCUGACCCGUAAGAAGCCUCUGGAGCCAGAGGGUGAGGAGUCCAACUUCUGCCGGUGCCUGACCACCUUGGACCUGGUGGGUCUGGGUGUUGGCAGCACAUUAGGAGCUGGUGUCUACGUGCUGUCAGGAGAGGUGGCCAGGGAAGUAGCCGGCCCCAGCAUCAUCAUCUCCUUCCUGGUGGCAGCCGUGGCUUCCAUCUUUGCAGGGCUGUGUUACGCUGAGUUUGGAGCCCGGGUCCCCAAAACGGGCUCAGCUUACCUCUAUAGUUAUGUGACUGUAGGAGAGGUGUGGGCGUUUGUGACCGGCUGGAACCUGCUGCUGUCCUACGUUAUUGGAACUUCUAGUGUAGCAAAGGCCUGGACUGGAACCUUUGAUGACCUCAUCCACAACGUUAUUGCUGAAACUCUAAUAGAACAUACACCAAUGGACUCACCUGGCUUGGCUCUAUACCCAGACUUCUUUGCAGCUGGGCUGAUAAUGCUCCUCGCUGGUGUUCUUGCAUUUGGUGUGAAGGAGUCGGCGAUCGUGAACACAGUUUUUACUGCCGUGAAUGUGACCGUGUUGGUUUUUAUCAUCAUCUCUGGCUUCAUAAAGGGAAAUGUCAAAAACUGGCGCAUCAGUGAAGAAACUAUCCUGAAUGCAAUUCUCCAGAUGGAGAACUUUACAUCGACACAAAAUGAAACAACUGACUUCGAGUUUGGUGUUGGUGGCUUCUUCCCCUUUGGCUUCGAUGGCACUUUGGCAGGAGCAGCAACUUGUUUCUAUGCUUUUGUUGGAUUUGACUGCAUUGCCACAACAGGGGAGGAGGUGCAGAACCCACAGAGGGCUAUACCUCUUGGGAUCGUGGCGUCCCUGCUCAUCUGCUUCUUGGCCUACUUCGGCGUGUCAGCUGCCGUGACACUCAUGAUGCCGUACUAUCUGCUCGACAGCCACAGCCCUCUACCUGUGGCCUUUGAAUAUGUUGGCUGGGAGCCCGCUAAGUACGUUGUGGCUGUGGGAUCCCUCUGUGCACUCUCAACAAGUCUCCUGGGAGUGAUGUUCCCAAUGCCGAGAGUGCUCUUUGCCAUGGCGAGAGACGGCCUGCUCUUCAAGCCUCUUUGUUACAUGAGCUCCAGGCAAAGUCCUGUCUUCGCCACACUGUCUUCAGGAGCUGUGGCCGCUUUCAUGGUCCUAUUAUUUGACCUAAAGGCGCUGGUGGACAUGAGUUCAAUUGGGACCAUCUUUGCCUACACUCUUGUUGCAGUGUGUAUUCUCAUUUUAAGGUACAAAGAACACCCUGAUUUUGCCCAUGUCCGGGACCCAUUUACAGUAAUGGGGCUAUUAAGGCCCCCAUGUCGACCCACCCACCGCACCUCUAAAAAUGUCAACAUAGUCACAAUCGUUAUUCUGUUCCUGGUGAUCGUUUUAAGCGUGCUGUUGUCCGAAGCUCUGCAGUCCCUCCGUAGACGAGUGCUGUGGAGCGUGCUGCUCGUCUCUGUCCUCUUGCUGACACUGGUCCUCGCUGUUGUUAUCAUCUGGAGACAGCCACAGAGCACGACUAAAGCUACUUUCAUGGUUCCUGGUCUACCUGUAAUUCCAGUUUUAAGUAUUUUCAUCAAUACCUACCUGAUGGUUCAGUUAGGAGGAGAAACUUGGAUCAGCUAUGCUGUCUGGAUGGCAGUAGGCCUGAUCAUCUACUUCAGCUACGUUCGUCAUAGUGUCCAAAAACAAAGGCUCCGGGAGGCUCGCACCAGGCUGCAGAUAGUUCCUGUAAAUAUUGACGUUGCUGCUUGAUGUUGAGUUGUAUUGUGUGACGUGUUGCUGUCCACUUACAUGGAAUAAGAUGGCCACAGAAUGUUUAAGCUAAUCGAGGAAUUACCUUGAAAUCCUUUUUAUUAUUUUAUACAGGACUGACCUCUUCCUCUGAGGUGUUUUUAUGCUAACAAUUGCAUUGGUAAAUGUAUGUUUAUGGUAUUAUGUCCUACACUCGUAAGUCUUGUCAUAUUAUCCAUUAUGGCUCUUCAGUCAUUCAAGACUUUGCA
Plectropomus leopardus (leopard coralgrouper) is the source of this 2231-nucleotide messenger RNA. RefSeq names its product cationic amino acid transporter 2-like. Gene Ontology annotation, biological process: L-ornithine transmembrane transport; L-arginine import across plasma membrane. The record is from RefSeq and is a predicted model, not a curated record. Gene Ontology annotation, molecular function: L-ornithine transmembrane transporter activity; L-arginine transmembrane transporter activity; L-lysine transmembrane transporter activity. Lineage: Eukaryota; Metazoa; Chordata; Actinopteri; Perciformes; Serranidae. Gene Ontology annotation, cellular component: plasma membrane.